Messenger RNA from Catharus ustulatus (Swainson's thrush), 1323 nucleotides. RefSeq names its product ribonuclease P/MRP subunit p30 (gene RPP30). The record is from RefSeq and is a predicted model, not a curated record. Bases 36 to 842 code for a protein of 268 amino acids. The transcript has 11 exons. Gene Ontology annotation, cellular component: nucleolar ribonuclease P complex; ribosome. Lineage: Eukaryota; Metazoa; Chordata; Aves; Passeriformes; Turdidae. Gene Ontology annotation, molecular function: structural constituent of ribosome; RNA binding. Gene Ontology annotation, biological process: translation; tRNA processing.
AGGCCCGGGCUGGGCCCGCCCGCCGCGGCGUGAGCAUGGCCGGCUUCGCCGACCUGAACCUGCCGCACGGGCCGGACAAGAAGUCCCUGCAGAGCCUGCUGGAGGCCGCGGCGCACCUGGGAUAUUCUGUAGUUGCACUUAAUCAUGUCAUCGAUUUUAAAGAAAAGAAACAGGAAAUCAUCAAGCCAGUAUCCCCUUCAGAGUUGUUUCCAUCUUUACCUAUUGUACAAGGGACAUCUAAAAAAAUUAAAGUCUUGACCCGGCUCACACUUAUUGUUUCUGAUCCUUCCCAUUGUAAUCUCUUGAGAUCAACAUCUGCAAAUAUAAGGUUAUAUGACAUCAUAGCAGUAUUUCCAAAAACUGAGAAACUGUUCCAUAUUGCUUGCACAACAUUAGAUGUGGAUCUGGUCUGCAUAAAUGUAACUGAAAAGUUGCCAUUCUACUUCCGAAGGCCCCCUGUGAAUAUGGCAAUAGAUCGAGGCAUUUACUUUGAACUUCUUUACACGCCUGCCAUCAAAGACUCUACAAUGAGAAGAUACACAAUUUCAAAUGCCAUCAGCCUGAUGCAGAUCUGCAAAGGAAAGAACAUAGUUAUAUCUAGUGCAGCUGAAAGGCCUCUGGAGCUCCGAGGUCCUUAUGAUGUGGCUAAUCUAGGUUUGCUGUUUGGCCUGUCAGAAGGCGAAGCAAAGGCAGCUGUGUCCACCAACUGCAGAGCAGCCAUGCUGCAUGGAGAAACCCGAAAGAGUGCCUGUGGUGUAGUGUACACCGUGAAGAAGCCUCGCAAGGUUGAGGAGGAAGAAACAGCAGUGCCAGCCUGCAAAAAAGCUAAGACUCAAGUUUGAGGACUGAACCAGUUGUCAACAGAAGCUUCCAUCUCUUCUUUGCCCAGUGUUGAGUCUUCCUCCAACCUCCAGCCAACCUAAUUUUUCUCUUACUACCUUGCUUAGCCUGCAGAAGAAUUAUUCUUCCAGCAUUCAAGUGAGGAAAACUGUGUAUGCAUGAGACUGCUGAAUGGUAUUCACCACAUCUGAAGGGUCAUGCUGGGCUUCUGGCUGAGGUCAGGAGACUGGCUCUUCACUCUGCCCUAGGUCUCCUGGAGUUAACGCAAACUCAACAGAGCAUUUCUAACGUGGAAAUUUUUACUUGUAUGUGUGCAUUCCUUUUUAUUAAAAACAUGUCUAAGAAAAUAUGCCUUCAUAGUAUAGCUCUUCUGGUUUCUCAAGUUUUAAACACAUCUCUGUACAACUGCAAGCCAGUAGACUAAGUUAACUUCAAGUGGCCUGUGAAGAAAAAUAAUAAUACAGUAAAAAAAAUUGCUUCCGA